Molecule: messenger RNA, 3878 nt
Organism: Xyrauchen texanus (razorback sucker)
Lineage: Eukaryota; Metazoa; Chordata; Actinopteri; Cypriniformes; Catostomidae
Gene: slc1a5
Product: solute carrier family 1 member 5
Exons: 8
Coding region: 123-1748 (541 amino acids)
Biological process (GO): L-aspartate import across plasma membrane
Cellular component (GO): plasma membrane
Molecular function (GO): symporter activity; neutral L-amino acid transmembrane transporter activity; L-aspartate transmembrane transporter activity
Source: RefSeq, a predicted model, not a curated record
CAGUCAUAGUUUCCAGGCUGCCACCUCCACAGGAGAGCUCAGACAAUCAGCACAAACUUACCAAAGACUCAUAAAGCUUUUACAUUCACUCGUUCGACUUCAGGAGUCCUUCUGAUCACGCAAUGGCAGAAGAAAAGAUCUGCAUAGAAGAUGGAAAGGCUUCCAACGGUGAAGCGCACCUGGAUGAUCCGACCCUCGCCAAUGGUUUGAGCGACCACGAGAAAAGUGAACCGGAGACUACCGCGCAGAGGUUGAAACGGAUCGCCAUGUCUAAUCUGCUGGUCAUCCUGACAGUGUCUGCUGUCAUCAUCGGCGUUUUCAUCGGACUCGGCGUGCGGAGCGCCGGGCUCAGCCGGACACAGAUCAUCUACUUCGGGUUCCCCGGCGAGCUCCUGAUCCGCCUGCUCAAGAUGAUCAUCAUUCCUCUUGUGGUCUGCAGUCUGGUGUCAGGGGCGGCCAGCAUCGACCCCAAAGCCCUGGGCAAGUUAGGCGGCUGGGCGAUGCUCUUCUUUCUGGUGACCACUCUGAUCGCCUCUGCUAUCGGCGUGAUAAUGGCUUUCAUCAUACAACCCGGUUCAAGUGACGGGAACUCCAUAUCCCAACUCAACACAAUGGACGAUAGCAAUGUUCCCCAAGCGAAAGAAGUCAUGGAUUCGUUUUUAGACUUAAUAAGAAACAUCUUCCCAUCUAACCUGGUAGCAGCUGCCUUUCAGUCGUAUGCCACUGGUUACAAAUUUGUGAAGAAUGACACCAACUCGACCAACAUCUCUUUGGAAAAGGUUCCAGUUGGCUCAGAUGUUGAUGGCAUGAACAUCCUGGGACUUAUUGUGUUUGCCAUGGUAUUUGGAGUAGCCUUGAGGAAACUUGGAGAGGAAGGAGAGAUCCUUAUUAAGUUCUUCAACUCUUUCAACGAGGCUACCAUGGUGUUGGUCUCCUGGAUCAUGUGGUAUGCACCAUUGGGUAUCAUGUUCCUGGUUGCCAGUAAGAUUGUGGAAAUGGAGGAUGUGGGGUUGUUGUUUGCCAGCUUGGGGAAGUACAUUGUCUGCUGCGUGAUUGGCCAUGCUAUCCACGGCUUGCUGGUCUUGCCGCUAAUUUAUUUUGCGAUCACACGGAAGAACCCCUACUCGUUCCUGCUGGGAUUGGUCACAGCUCUGGCUACCGCCUUUGGUACCUCCUCUAGCUCUGCCACAUUGCCCCUAAUGAUGAAGUGUGUGGAGGAGAACAAUGGUGUGUCCAAACACAUCAGCCGUUUCAUCCUGCCCAUCGGAGCUACAGUCAACAUGGAUGGAGCCGCCUGUUUCCAAUGUGUAGCUGCGGUCUUCAUCGCUCAACUUAACAAAAUCCCACUGAACUUCGUCCAGGUCAUCACCAUCCUAGUGACCGCUACGGCGUCCAGUGUCGGAGCUGCUGGUAUCCCUGCUGGAGGAGUGCUGACACUUGCCAUAAUAUUGGAAGCAGUAGGUCUUCCCACCAACGACAUCUCCCUCAUCCUGGCUGUGGACUGGCUAGUUGACCGUACUUGUACCGUCAUCAACGUUGAAGGCGACGCCUAUGGGGCAGGUCUACUGCAAUACUUUGUGGAUGGCACAGCCAGCAAAAAUGAGCAGACAGAGCUCAAAAAGGUGCGGGUGGAGGAAGAAGGCACCAUGUCAAAGCCAGAAAGUUCUCCGCUUAUCGAGAAAAGGGGGAACGUUGAACUGGAGGCGAUUGUCAGACCUAAACCUUGUGAAAAUGAGUCUGUCAUGUAGACUUGCACGGUCUUUGACCAAACUUUCCUUCCUUACCUGCCAAAAAUCCCGCAAUCACCCUUUGCAACUACACCAAGGCUAUCGGGGAUAUGCAGGUUUAGUUUAGGACAAGACUAAGACUACAUCCUUCUGACCUUCCUCUAUGCCCAACUCUUUAUGAAAGGAAUCUGCAGAAGCACAUGCACAAAGAUUUAGAUCUUGGAAAAAUGCUUGAACAAUUAUUUAUUAGACGCUGAUUAGAUAUUUUGGAAAUUGUAAUCUUUUUAUUGUCACUCCUUGGUUUUUUUAAGCCUUUUUUUUUUUUUUUUUUUUUAAUGUUCGUUAUACUGUAUUUAUUUAUAUAUAUAUAAAUUACGUUAAAUAUAUAUAUAUAAAUAAAUCUUUCUGGGUGCAGACAGAUCAGUCAGGCCUUCAAAAGACUAGGUUGUUUUGUUUUAAAUGGCUUUUGUUUUAUUUUUGUUCAUUUUGUGAUGUUUUGUUUCAUUUUGUUUUUGUUGUUUUGCGCUUCGUUUUGUUAUUGUUUUUUGUUUCUGAUUAUACCCCUUAGCUCCCAUUUAAAAUGCUCAGUUUUAACUCAAAAUAAGUCCUUUUAAAAGCCAAAGCACACACACACAACCUCUGUGCAUCCUUCACUGUCUAUAUACAGUGUACCAAUAGCAUGAUGUUUCAUUAUAUUGCAUUGAUAUACCUCAUUUAUGGAGACCUGACUCCCUUAAAACACACAACCACAGGCUCCUCAAAUGUUGGCCCAUCUAGCAGGCCAGAUAUCUUUAGAUCACUUGCUGUUCGAAGAGGCCUAAGAGGGUUCGAAGCCUGAACUUUGAACUUAACCGCUAAAAGACCGUUUAGAAUGCAAGACUGCUCAGUACUUUCAAGUUUCUUCUUUGUCUUAAUGCAGAUAGCAUUUUUUUGGAAAGGUUGUGGAAACCGCCUUGUAGUCUGCAGGUGAGAGGGUACACUAUGCGCUGUUCUGCAGGUUGAUUGAGCAACUAUCUUUUGUCGAGAGGUACAAACCGCACAAUUUUGGAAAAGACAAUGCCUGAAUGACCAGUUUCAGAGGAAAGCCAUAGAUGUGUGCAUAAAAACAGGAUGAACCUGAGAUUUGAAAAGUUGUGGUGUAAAUAAACUAGAAUAAAGCCAGGCAAGUUUCACAUGUGCUGUAGGGGCACUGCUUUCAAACUAGAUGCUAUUUAGUAUUUUUAUAUUUUGUCUAGUGUUGGCUUAGAAUUUAUUAUAAAAAAAUCAAGCUGUUGCAUAUGCAAUUCUUUUUAAAAGAAAACAUGACAUAUCCCCUAUUUGUAAAAUAGACUAGAAUCCUGAGAUCUUGUAACAAAACAGCCUGUUGAUUGUUGCUAUUUUUUUCUGUGUACAGUAUGUUAUCGCAGAGGAGCACAAAGAUGUCUGACAUUUCAAAGUUAAUUUUAUAAGAGGGAAUAGUGUAAAAUAUGUUCUGUGAACAUUUACUGGAUGACUGUUUUAACUGUACAACUAUAGUUGAACUGGAUUACUUAUUCACCUUUUUACAGAGAUGCUUUUUAAAUGUAUAAUUUAAAAAUGCAGCAGCAGAAGAAAGUUGUUGGGUGACAUGGUAAAAGAAAUGUGCGAUUUGUGUUUCUAUUGUUUUGACCAAUUGUGUCACUCAUUUAAUAAUACCAAUAAAGAGAAACACUACUUAGAAACCCAUUUUUGCAGAAGUCACAAACCAUUUAUCUGCCUGUGAGCAAUUAAAACUGACCAAACCAGAAAACUAUUUCUCUUCCGUUUAAAUUUUUGACACUUUUAUGGAGGGAUGAGAGGGAAUUGGUGCUCUAAAUCUGCACUAUUAACACUCGCAUUUCCAUUCUCCGUUUGUGCUCAAGAUCUGUUAUUGCCAAUCACAGGACUUGUUUGUAAUCGACAUUACUCCUUAAAAUAUGUAGUUAAAAUGUAUUUAAUGAGGCCAUAAUAAGCAAAACACUGCAAUGGCUUAUCAUUCCAGGUCGUGUUUGUGUUUCUGCCCCAUUGAUAUGUGUCUGUGUGAGUUCUAGGGGUGAUUAUGUUAUAAAUGGUUGCUUGAUGGAGCCAAAGAGUACUGUUAAGAAAACCAUUGAAUGUACUCCACACUGACUACAGAAUAAAAUCUUAAAUCAA